Molecule: messenger RNA, 9474 nt
Organism: Mesocricetus auratus (golden hamster)
Lineage: Eukaryota; Metazoa; Chordata; Mammalia; Rodentia; Cricetidae
Gene: Tmem8b
Product: transmembrane protein 8B
Exons: 10
Coding region: 3853-5391 (512 amino acids)
Cellular component (GO): plasma membrane
Source: RefSeq, a predicted model, not a curated record
UGUUAGUUUUGAGUUCCUCUGCCUGUAGGUGACUGGUACCCAGAUCUCAGCUGCUUCUGUGUCUUGGGUUCUCUGCCUGUAGGUGACUGGUACCCAGAUCUCAGCUGCUUCUGUGUCUUGGGUUCUCUGCCUGUAGGUGACUGGUACCCGGGUCUCAGCUGCUUCCGUUUGUUCCUCUUUCUUCUUGAUCACUCUCACCUUGGCAGUUAUGACUCCUGGCUCCGUUGUUCUCCUGCUUUUCCUGACCACUGUCCAUUCUCUGCUUUGCACUAAGCUUUUUCUUUUGGGUCACCAACCAGCUCCCUAAUCAUGACACAGAGACUUACUAGUUUUGAAUGCUCGGCCCAGCUUAGGCUCAUUUCUGGUUGGCUCUUGUAACUUAAGUUACCCUGCUUCUCUUUACCUUUUGCCUUGCGGCCGUUUACCUUUCUUACUUUGUGUAUUUUACUCUCACUGCUUCUCAUGUCUGCCUGGCUUCUCAUCCUGGGCAUCUCCCUUAUUCUCUCCUUCUUCUGUUAUCUUUUUUCUUUCUAGACCCUUCCUCCUAUUUAUUCUCUCUGCAUUCCAGUCCUGCCUAUCCCUCUACUGUCUAGCUAUUGGCCAUUCAGCAUUUUAUUAAACCAAUCUGAUGCCUUAGGCAGGCAAAGUGAAACCCCACAUCUUUAUAUAAUUAAACACACAUCCUUACACCAUUAAACAAAUACAUUAUAAGCAGAUGUAACUUAUCUUUACACAGUUAAAGUAAUAUUCCUCAGUGUAAACAAAUGUAACACAUCUUUGCCUAGUUAACAAUAUUCCACAAUGCUUUUUGUUCUGACUUCUCUGCUACGUCUGUGUGUGUGUGUGUGUGUGUGUGUCUGUCUGUCUGUGUCUGUGUGGGUAUCUGUGUGUGUGUGUGUAUGUGUGUCUGUCUGUCUGUCUGUCUGUCUGUCUGUCUGUCUGUGUCUGUGUGGGUAUCUGUGUGUGUGUCUGUGUGUCUGUGCGCAUGCUGUUGUGACCUGAGGCUUGGUCCCAGGAGAACUCCUUUUUGUUUUUUCAUUCUCUUGUUUGGUAUGUAUGCACAGUUGUUUUAAAUAUCAUCUAUGAGUUGAUGGCUCCUAAGAAUAGACAGACAGUCCUGUAUUCUGUGAAUCUCAAACUUUAUAUUUACCAGCUUUCUCGACACCUUCAGUUGCUUCUAAGAACAGUCCAAGCUUAAUAUGUACAAGGAAAAGCAAAGUCCCACACCCUUUGAUUCCUGCUUCAUCUCCAGGCUAGCCUCAUCCUUCUGGCUGUCUUCUUCCGAGCCGUGUUCAAGCCUCAAAUGUCUCAUCUUUGAGUCUUACUUUCCUCUUCCUUCCCAUGACCAGUUAGCACAUCUUCUCUAGUGUUCUCCUGGGCCACCACAGUGACCUCCUGUCACUCUGCUUCCUCUUCUGCCCCCUGCAGGCCACCCUGCCCGUAGUCACUUCCACAUUGAUUGAUGUUGGCUGACUGAGGACACGAGGAAGUCACGUGUCUGGAGUAUCUUCAGUCUGCAAGUCUGUUUUAGUGAGGGAUUCCAUUGCUGAUAGAUAGAACACCACGGCCAAAAGCAGUGUGGAGAGAAAGGGGUUUCUUUCAGUUUGCAACUCUCAGGUCAUACUCCAUUGCUGAGGAAAGCCAGGGCAGGGACUCAAAUAGGGAAGGAAUCUGGAGGUGUAGGAGCUGAUGCAGAGGCCAUGGAGGAUGCUGCUUAUUGGCUUGCUUCCCCUGGCUUGCUCAGCUUGCUUUCUUAUAGAAAGCAGUAUCACCAGCCCAGGGGUGGCCCCACCCACAGUGAACGAGGCCCUCCCACAUUAAUCAUCAAUCAAGAAAAUGCACCACAGACUUGCCUACAGGCCAACCUGGGGGGCAUUUUAUCAAUUGGGCAUGGUGACUCAUAUCUAUGAAUCAUGUACCUGUAAGAGGCUGAGGUAGGAGGAUUGGCAUGAGUUGUAACCAGACUGCACCACAAGGUGAGGUCAAGGCUAAACUACAGACUAAGACCCUAAAGAACUAAAAAGAAGAGACAUUCCUCACACUCCACACAAUAUGGGGCAUUUCCAUAAUCCAGAGUCCUCCUGCAAGGCCCUCCACCUUCCUUGGUCUCUGCUUCAUGUUGAAGAAGAGACUGGAUGUUGAGGGAACACAACCAGAGCACACAUACGUCCUGUACCUUUCCUCAAACAGCAAAAAAGGAGCAGUGUUUCUUUGCCUAGACCAUGAGGCCAGGAGAUGGCUGCAUCCUGAGCGUGAGCUUGUGGCGAUCCCUGUGUUCAUGGGCGUCCUCUGAAGUGUAUUGCCAGAGUAUUUCUCAUCCAUAGGGUUACAUCAGAAAUGGAAAAUUCUGGACAAUUACGUCACUUAAGAAGUCUCUCUGGACACCCAUCCUUCAACCUGACAGCUGCUUUGUUCUCAGCACCUCAGAUGUGGCAGGCCCUUGCUAAGCAUCGAGAACGAAGCAGUGAGGUGGUCCAGAGAGGGACUAGCACAGGGCAGCUGCCUCUUCUGACAAGGCCUCCUCACAGCACUGCGGACUUAGCCCAAAGUCCGAGGUUGACUGACAUGGCCCACGGCAUAAAACACGGUGCAGUGUCAGGGCCUGGGACUUCCCCAGAGCAAGGCUUUAGAGGCACAUCUCAUGACAGUAACCACCUAAACGAGCCAUACUCUCUAGUUUACUGACCAACUAAAGGCCUUACCUAGAAGGCUAGAGAAGCCUCAUUCAGAGACCCUCAUGCCCCUUCUGCUGAUAGGCUUGUAGGGCAUAGAAGGCUGCUGUGGAAGGAGAGCCGUGUCAUGAAGGGAUGGGGUGCUGUGAGGAUGGUCUCAGUGAGGUAGGACAGAGGGGCUUGGGAGUUGUGAAGUACGAGAGAAGCCUUGGGAAGUGUGAUGGCUAUCCCUCAGUGUCUGAAGAGACUGUCUGAGGCUGCGGGGCAGGUCAGAGUAGUUACGAGGGGACGGGUUUUAGCUUCAUAAAGGUCAGUGCUGUCUGCAGCAGGGCUGAUUCAUGUGUUUGGCAAACAUUCAUGGUAAGUUGUGCACACCACAUUAGGCCUAUUGGGAGGGCCAAGUCCUGUUCUCAAGUUCCAAAUAGUCUGGAGGUUGCUUGGGAGGUAGUAAGUAGUGAUGGAGCAGGGUCAGACAGGCAGACGUCAGAAGGGCAACCUGGGGAACAGGGACAGUUAAAGGUUCAGACUACUAGUGACUAGAGGCCCAGAAGCAGCUCUCCAACUUCCCAGCAGAGCCAGUGUUCAGCUGGGUAAUGGCAUGGUUUGCUGUUACAGGUGGUGUGGGGGAAUGUCCUGUCUAGGGAUGUCACAAGGAGAGGGUGUGGGUUGGGAUAAGGUACAAGCAGAACCACGUUAUCAGUUGGGCCUGAACUUCAUUCAGUGUUGAGAUCUUGGAGACCCAGAUAGGACAAAGGUGAUCAGAAAUGACUGCCCUGAGAGCUGGGGGACGGGUGUCAGUGGGUAAAGCCCUUGCUGUACAAGCAUGAGAAUACGAGUUCAGAUCCCAGAACCCAUACUGAAUGAAGCUGGACAAAUAGCACCCAUCUAGAACCCCAGCGCUUCUGUGGCAAGAUGGUGGUGGAGACUGGAGAUUCUCCAGAAGCUGGUGGGCUGGGCUGGCUACCCUGCCUCAUACUGCUGCUAACAAGAAGAGGCCUGCCUCAAGCAAGGUGGACGGUGGAGAAAAACAUCUGAGGUUCCUCUGGCAUGUGGCUGUAUUCAAGCUCAUGAAGGCACAUGAAUAAAAAAGCAAUUCCCCCUUGAAGGGCCUGUACCUGGGGUCUCCAGGAUGAGUGUCAGUACCUCCUUCAGCCACAGCUGAUUGUCCGGCGUUUGCUGGAUGUGGCUGUACUGGUUCCUGGCCGCCCCUCAGAGCAAACCGUCUCCCCCCACAAUCGUUCAGCCUUGUAUAAAGUGUCCACAACCCAGCCUGUCCCGUGCCUUGGUCCCUGGGGCCGCCAUGAAUAUGCCCCAGUCACUGGGCAACCAGCCACUGCCCCCGGAGCCACCAUCCCUGGGGACUCCUAUAGAAGGGUCUGGAGCCGCAGUGCCAACUGAGCAUUGCUGGCCAGUGCGCCCGACUCUACGCAAUGAGCUGGAUACCUUCUCUGUUCACUUCUACAUCUUCUUCGGUCCCAGCGUGGCCCUUCCACCUGAGCGCCCAGCUGUGUUUGCCCUGAGGCUGUUGCCAGUGCUGGACAGUGGAGGUGUUCUUAGUCUGGAGCUCCAGCUCAAUGUGAGCUCUCUGCGCCAAGAGAAUGUAACAGUGUUUGGAUGCCUGACUCACGAGGUACCCUUGAGCCUGGGGGAUGCUGCCGUGACCUGUUCCAAAGAGUCCCUGGCAGGGUUCCUCUUCUCAGUCAGCGUCACGUCCAGGGUGGCCAGGCUUCGAAUUCCAUUCCCACAGACAGGGACCUGGUUCCUGACCCUCCGCUCUCUUUGCGGGGCGGGACCUCGGUUCGUGCGGUGCCGCAACGCAACGGCCGAAGUGCGGCUGCGGACCUUCCUGUCCCCGUGCGUGGAUGACUGUGGACCCUAUGGCCAGUGCAAGCUGCUGCGCACCCACAACUACCUGUACGCGGCCUGCGAGUGCAAGGCUGGGUGGCGGGGCUGGGGCUGCACAGACAGUGCCGAUGCGCUCACCUACGGAUUCCAGCUGCUGUCCACACUCCUCCUCUGCCUGAGCAACCUCAUGUUUUUGCCGCCUGUGGUCUUGGCCAUUCGGAGCCGCUAUGUGCUGGAAGCUGCCGUCUAUACCUUCACCAUGUUCUUCUCCACGUUCUACCAUGCCUGUGACCAGCCAGGCAUUGUGGUUUUCUGCAUCAUGGACUAUGACGUGCUUCAGUUCUGUGACUUCCUGGGCUCCUUAAUGUCGGUUUGGGUCACCGUCAUUGCCAUGGCUCGUUUGCAGCCCGUGAUCAAGCAGGUGUUGUAUUUGCUAGGGGCUAUGCUGCUGUCCAUGGCUCUGCAGCUUGACCGGCAUGGACUCUGGAACCUGCUUGGACCCAGUCUCUUUGCCCUUGGGAUCUUGGCCACAGCCUGGACAGUUCGCAGCGUCCGGCGCCGGCACUGUUACCCGCCAACAUGGCGCCGCUGGCUCUUUUACCUGUGCCCGGGCAGCCUUAUUGCAGGCAGUGCGGUCCUACUGUAUGCCUUCGUGGAGACCCGGGACAACUACUUCUACAUUCAUAGCAUUUGGCAUAUGCUCAUUGCUGGCAGUGUGGGCUUCUUGCUGCCGCCUCGUGCCAAGACUGACCGCCGGGUCCCAUCUGGGUCUCGGGCGCGGGGCUGCGGUUACCAGCUGUGCAUCAACGAACAGGAAGAGCUGGGCCUUGUGGGCCCAGAAGGGGCCACUGUCAGCAGCAUCUGUGCCAGCUGAGAGCGGCUUUGGGCCAGGCUCCUAGGGGUUAGGAACCCUGCCUAGGGUUCCUCCUGGGGCUGUGGAGCCCUUCUAGGAACAAGGGACAAGUUGUGUUUCUUAAAGACACACAGUCUUUCUCAAGGAUGACUUUUCAGGGACCAGGAGGCCUUUCCAAGACACGGAGAAUUUCCUGAGAGCCUAGAGUCCUCCUGUACUUAUGGAGUCCUUCUUAAGGAUGAGCUAUGCAGGACACAGAACCCCUCAGGACCAAGGAGCACCUAGGGGUGUGGAGCCCUUCCCAGGGAUAGGGAGCCCUCCUACGGACAUGAGAUACUUCCAAGGAGACAAAUUUUCAUCAGGAAUAAAUCAUCAGAGGGAAAAGGAGUCCAUCUUGGAGAAACACAUCACCAGAUUUUCCUAGAGGCUCAGCACCACUGGUCACAUCUGUGCUGGGCUGGGCUGGACAGAGGGCUGGGAGAGACAGCUGGGACGGGGCUAGGCAGCUGGGGUCCUGAUCUGAUACAGGUGGAGUCUGGGAUGUCUCCAAUGAAGUAGGUACUGAUUCUGUGCUGCCUUUUCUUCCCUGCUGGGGCAGGGUGUGGGGAGAUGGAGGGGAGGGCCAUGGAGGAAAGUGCUAGAGUGACAGGACCUGCCUGAAGAAGAUGCUGUCUGACCUCUGCCCUAAGGUUGGCCCUCUGCAUCCCUCUCAUAUGGUCCCUGUGUUUAAUGCCAAAAGCUCCCUGAUGUCCAAUUCCCAAUUGUUAGGAUCCUCAUCUGUAGUAGUGAAGAGGGGUGUGUGCACGCCUAUGUGCGUGUGCUUGCUGGGUAUAUGCAGAGAUGAAUUAGUAAAACAGGCAUCCCCAUGACUCCUACACAUGCAGAGAAGGAAGCUAAGGUGCCAGGAAAUUGGAGUAACAGGUACAGAUUUCAAAUGUAUAAGGCAUUGUAAGAAUGGAACUACUAUUUUAAGAUUCCAUUUUUUCUUGCAUGCCAGAAAUAAUUGAGAUUUCUUACCAAGUGUGUGUGUGUGUGUGUGUGUGUGUGUGUGUGUGUGUGUGUGUGUAACUGUGUAUAUAGUUUGGUCUGGUCUGGGUAUCAUGAUCCCCUGGGUCCUGGAAUUACAGACACUGACAUCAUGCCUGGCAACUGGACUCUUUUUUUUCCCAGGAGCUCAUAGCUGGGUCUUGAGGAUUUUGUCUUAUGCUGAGAUACUAGAAGACUUCUUUCUGGUCCCCAGUUUCAUACUUCACCCAUCUUCUGAGAGCUCUGUCAUCCUAUCUGGUUCCCAGUCAGCAGCUAGACAUGCUGCUAAAUGCUGAGCUGUGUUUUGUUCUGUCUGCAUUAAGCCUCGAGUUUCUGCCCCCCAGGUCUGUGUCAUGGGAGGCGUUCAUACUGGGCUGUCCAGACACAGCCUGAAGUUAGUUCUUGGGGGUCCUGUGCUGGGUUUUACUUAGUGGGGCAAAAGAUGAGUUGUUUUCUCUUUUAAACCCCACGGACGAAGCCAGGGUGCUCAUGGCUUCUUUAGGGAAUCUGGGACAGUGCUCACACUUCCUUCCGUCCUUCGCCCCUCCCACUUGUCAAUCAGGAGACGACCUCACAUUUCUACCAAAUCUUUCCUCUGUGCCUUAAGUCCUUUCUAUUCUUUCCACAGCCUGGGCCCAUGAAGCUCAAAGCCUAGAAAAUGCCACGUUAUUCUUUACUCUCUGCAACCAGAUCUCUUCCCUGAGGCACGUGGUAGGGAAUAAAGUAUCUGGCUGAGUGGCAGGCAGUGAGAGUGUAGGGGCUGGGUGUCCGUUCCUGUAUCAGAAGCGCUGCUCUUGGGCUGGCCCAGGUAUGGUGGUGCAUGCCUUUAAUCCCAACAUUCUAGGGGUAAGAGCCGGUGAAUUGCCAUGAGUUCAAGCCAACCAAGGUUACAUAGACCCUCUCAAAUAAAAUAAAAUGAAAUGGCUGGAGAGAUGGUUCAGCAGUUAAGAGCAUGCAUUGCUUUCCCAGAGGUACUGAGUUCAAUUCCCAGUACCCAGUUACAGGCUAAGAUGCUUGUAGCUACAGCUCCUGGGGAUACCACACCUCUGGACUCCAUGGGUACCUCUCCACACAAGUGUUACACAUUCACCUAGACACAAACACACAUACACAUGAUUAAACAUAAUAACUUUUUAAAAAAGAAAUGCUAUUCCUUCCCUUAUCUGUGACCAUGCUGCCCUGAACAUAUCUGAACUUGGAUGAUCAAAGAAGCUAAGCAGGGCUGGACUGGUUAGUGCUUGGAUGGGAGAUAAGCUGUCCUCACCCUGGAAUAGGCAGAAUCAGGCCAUGAGGAUAGUUGACCCAAAUAACCAGGACUCAGGACUCACUCAACUGAGAGUAUAGAAGGCAAUGAAGAGGAGGGGACUGGGGUUGCCAUAAUGCCAAGAUGUUGUAGUUCUCAGUGCCCAUCUUUUACUCCUUUCCUGAGAUACUCCUUCUGUCUGGUCCCCAGUCACUGAAGAGCUUAGGACACUUGAUAUGUGCCCAGCCUGUUGCACAUAUGACAGACAAAGGUCACAGCGUGUUGGGAAAGGGUUACAGUGAUGGGGAGUGACAGAGCAGGAAAGACUGAUAUUUCAGGAGCUGUAAAGAGUGAAGUGGGCCUGGAGAGGUGUGUGUGUUUAUGUGUGUGUGUGUGUGUGUAUGUGUGUGUGCGUGGGUGUGUGUGAUGAAGGCCAGCAGCUCACGGUGCUUUGGACAGAUGGGUAGUGUGGCCUUUACCCUAUGGGAAAAGGGAAAUGAGGAUCUCCUGGAAAUGCUUAGGUAGCAGAGUAGCAUGAAGAGGCCGUUUUGAUGGCUGGUGUGGAGGGCGUGUCUGGGGAAGCGCAGUGACAAAGCUGCUACACUAACUGAAAGGGAGACAGGGAGGGCUUCUUUAUAAGGUACCGGUAGAGGGAGGGGACCUGCCUGAGAGCUGCAGGCGGCAGACAUCAGAGCACUCAAUGCCUGGUAUGGUGGGGUAUGAAAGCCCAGGAUGACCUCCAUCUUUUUGACUUGGGUGAUGGUGCCAUUCUCUGCUAUGGUGACACUUGUGAUUGGGGAUGAUGAGUACAGUUUGGGACAUUUUGGAUUUGAGGUGUUUGUUCGAGUACUGGGGGAGACAGCAUUAAGACAAGACUGGGCAGUGCAGCUGAGUCAGGCCUACAACCCUGAGUUGUUUGCUGACUUGAGUCAUUGGGAGAAUCUAAGAUCCAGCAAGCCUGGCCUGCCUUGGACACAUGGCUGUGGCCAGCAGCUACUACUGCUUUCUUGCAUGUAUCUGUACAUGCAACUACACUGAGUUCCCUGCCCGCCUACUACUGUUUGGAGUAUGCUUAGUAACAUGGGCUCAGUGUUACCUGGUGGUGACGUGAGAACAUCCAUGUGGCAAUUCAGUUCCACAGUCACGUAAGAAAAGCCGAUAGAGCUAUGGGGAGGAGUCAGAGUUGGUGGCACCUGGCCCCAAAGGAGCUCUCAUAUUGGUAAGGAUUGGAUGGAUCCCAAUGAAGAGUCCCAACAAAGUGCUGUAGGAUAUGAAGAAGACAGCCUUCAAAUGCACCAAGAAAGAAUGCGUGACGAAGAUAAUGUUUAAAAUGACUUGACAACUUGAUCGUGGUGUGAUUCAUGGAUAGCAUGAGCAAAGACCUCAGGCUGGGACAGGCUGACCCACGUGGAGGGGGGAAGUAACGCUGCGUGUGGUCCAGACUCCUAAGGGCCUUGAGGACUCAGCCAAAGAACUUCAGACUUAAUGCUGUGACAGUAGGAGGUGUGAAAGAUGAUUCCAGGAGUUUAUUGUGAGAUCAUGGGGAGUUAACACACUAGACAUAACCCCAGAGAACGCUAAGUGUGUCAAUGCUGCAUUAAGGAAUGGAAACAAAACACUUUCUCUUGAUUUAAUUUUUUUCUUAUUUUUUGAGAUAGGGUCUCACUGUGGAGCUCUGGCUGGCCUGAAACUCACUAUAUAGACCAGGAUGACCUCAAACCCGCAGAGAUCUGCCUGCCUCUUCUUCCCCAGUGCUGGUAUUAAAGGAGUGCACCACCAUGCUCUACUCUCUUGGAUUAAUUUGAUCAACAAUGAGCCAAAAUUUGAAAUCUUCA